AUGGGCAACUACGUGAGCGAGCACAAACGGCCAAGUGCCACCGUUGACGGGGAUGUUUGUGAAUUUCGUGUCUACAUCCAUCGGAGGAAUAAGUUUAUCCAUGCCUGGAUGAAGCUGACACCCAGAGAGAUCAUUGUGCAACGAUCAAAAACGGAUAUUGUCGUCUUUCCGCUACAAUAUCUGAGGAGAUAUGGCUACACAUCGGCUGGGGUGUUCUUCUUUGAGAGUGGCCGGAGGUGUGCAACCGGUGAAGGCUUGCACACCUUUCAAUCACAGCACGCUGAGACGAUAUUUCAUAUGGUGCAAGCGCGGGUACAAGACACGGCGAACGCGGCCCACGCCGAUUGGGCUGAACAGCGGAGAAGAGAUGUGAGAACACAAAGUGUCGACCAUACACCAAGGAUACACCCUGUGCAGAGAUAUUUGAGUGAAAGAAACACCGAGUUCUCCACGUUCAACCAGCCCAACUACAACUCGUUGCACGCUGGGGAGAUGAAGAGACGACGCCAAUUGGUCACCCCAGCAGCACCGCGACCUCGAAGUUUACCCGGGAUUGAGGACACGCUCAUCUCUACUUCACCGCAAAUCGUCCAAAACUCACAUGGACACGCGCAAAUCAUCGGGAAUAUCAUAUCCGAGAGCCCUGGCCCGAACAAGGGCUCCGUCUCCUCUCUCUACAAUCCAUCGCUUUCCACCAUUCACUCGUAUUCAAAUGUCGUCCCCCGUGCACACUAUCAAUCGGCAACUCCGACUGAAUACCCAUUUCGAGCAAGAUGUCCAUCAGCGAGUUCGGACCAUUCGACGAUCUCGGCGCAAUCAUUCCAAUCAACCCCGUCAACACCCACGACGAAAGUGUUUCCGAUACAAUGGGACGGUGGCGCCGGCUCAACGUCGUUUCUCUGUUACGCGAACUCGACCCCGAUCACUCCAUCAUCGGAGAGAAGCAGCGGAAGUUUCACCCCGACACUUAACGAUGAGAAAUCGUCCCUCCUCUCAACCCCGCCGACUGCCCGAAAUCCGUUGAGUGCCGCGAUCGUUGGAAUCGGCGGAAUCUCGUUGGACGAGCGUCCACGAGGCAGCCAAGUUCACGGGAAAAACUCUCCGUCGAUCGGCUCUCUGCCUAGAACAACUCACCGCCACCUCAACUACGCCACAAUGGAGGCACCGCUGGCUGCAGGGGAAAGGACGAGCAGAAGCCCAUCCGUUUCCGGCUCUUGCGUCUCGUUGCCACAAAAUGCGACCAGCUACGCGGUAAUCGAUCCGGAGAGAACAAAAGCUUUGAAACAGGCUCGUGAUGAUGUCGCUCGUUCGAAUCUUGACCAUCUCUCGCCUAGUCGAUCCCGAAAAAUUGGGAAAUUAUUGGGAAACCAA
Mesorhabditis belari is the source of this 1371-nucleotide messenger RNA. The record is from the annotation of a GenBank genome assembly. NCBI's taxonomy places the organism in Eukaryota, Metazoa, Nematoda, Chromadorea, Rhabditida, Rhabditidae.